AUGGCAAGUCCUGAGGGGGCCCGACGCCACUUCUCAAAGGGCCUCCUGCUCUCAGCCUCAAUCCUGGCCCUCUGGGUCCCCCAAGGCUCCCGGGCUGCCCUCCGCAUCCAGAAGAUUCCAGAGCAUCCUCAAAAGAACCAGGACCUGCUCCUGUCUGUCCGGGGCAUCCCAGACACCUUUCAGGACUUCAACUGGUACCUGGGGGAGGAGGCCCACGGUGGCACGAUGCUCUUUACCUACAUCCCCGAGCUUCAGCGGCCCCAGAGGGACGGCGGUGCCAUGGGGCAGCGUGACAUCGUUGGCUUCCCCAAUGGCUCCAUGCUGCUGCAUCGGGCCCAGCCCACCGACAGCGGCACCUACCAGGUCGCUGUCACCAUCAAUCCUGCCUGGACCAUGAGGGCCAAGACCAAGGUCCGGGUGGAGGAAAAGCAUAAGGAGCCGCCCAUUACACACCUGCCCAUGAGCGCUGGGAUCAUGGUUGCCAUCAUCAUUGGAUCCCUUGCCGCUGGGGCCCUCUUCAUCGGGAGCAUUGCCCAUCUCCUGUUAACAAGAAGCUGGAGGGGCCAGAGCCACAGAAUGCCUGCUCCAGGAGGCCAGGGGUCCUUGUCGGUCUUGUUCCCAGCUGUGUCCCCAGUGGCUUCAACGGGGCCCAGCCCACGGACGACAACCACAGAGGAGCCAGAGGCGCACCCCAACCACAAUGCCGGUGACGAGAACAUCUACGAAGUGAUGCCAUCUCCGACCCUCCUGGUGUCCCCCCUCGGUGACCCGGGGUCUGCGAACACCGCCAUGCCCCUGCCCCUGCCCGAGAACCACCACUAUCAGGACCUGCUGAACCCCGACCCUGCUCCUUACUGCCAGCUCGUGCCAAGGCCCUGAAGGGGUCCCAGGGCCCUGGAAGGGCGACGGCCUCAGCCCUCCCCUGGGACCUGGCGCCCGCAGAAGAGCCGUACCAGAGACCCCGCAGGACCAGGCCGCCAGGGCCGUGGGGCCAAUGAGGUGGACUCCCACGAAGACGUGGGCAGGUGUCCCGGGCAGGGGGCAAGAGAUCAUGAUGGACCCAGUUCCUCUUGGACCCUCUGAGUAUACAACCCACACUCAGUUCUGGUCCUUCCAGCAACCUGGCCUGGGCCACGUGCCUGUGAAAGACAGGCUUUCCUUGUCCCAACCCAAAGUACCCCCCCACACACACUGGAUACUGGGGGGAGGGGGGGAGACACUUGGGGCUUGGGCCUGCCUCUAGCCAGACCUGACCGGCGCCUACUUGGCCGGGCUUCUGACCGUCAGCUCAAGACGCCCCACCCCUGCUCCCUGGUUGUCCUUGGAGCCCCUCGCCCCUUGGGACAAGGCAGCCCCCCACCACACAGGCCCCCUAGGAUAAGGCACAUGGCAGGGAGGGCCGGCCUCACGGGCUGUGACCCCAGACGACAGACCUGGUCGGUUACCGGGUGAGACCCCUUCCCUGCCCAGGCAGGGGCAGACCCCGCCCUCCCCAGACUCCGUCUUUCAGAACCUGUGGCCAAUUCCUGCCCAUUGCCCCCACCCCCGGCCCGAAUCGUACCGAGGCCCUCUCUGCCCCCACCCAACCCCAGGCCCCAAAUGUGGGCCCAGUCUGUAGCCCCUUAAUUUAUUCACUCACUCAGCAAUAAAUAAGCCACGUCUGGAUCUUGCAGCUUUGAGAGGGAACAAGACAGACAAUCCCUUCUGUUCUCCUAGAGGGGCGCCGUGGCAGGGGAGAGAGUCGACGAGCGAAGUAACUUACACACGUGGUGUGUUGGAUGGUGAUGAGGCCACUGGGGAGAUAAAGCGAGAAGGGGGGCUGGGAGUAUCGAGGGAUUGGGAUUUUACUUUUUG
Lynx canadensis (Canada lynx) is the source of this 1854-nucleotide messenger RNA. RefSeq names its product CEA cell adhesion molecule 19 (gene CEACAM19). The transcript has 8 exons. The record is from RefSeq and is a predicted model, not a curated record. Lineage: Eukaryota; Metazoa; Chordata; Mammalia; Carnivora; Felidae. Bases 1 to 879 code for a protein of 292 amino acids.